AUGAUUGAUAAAAAAAUUUCAAGUGAAUAUAAUUUUUCUCUUGAUGAAGCACUUAUUAUGAUUAAAAUAAGAAAACACUCUGAAUAUGCUACUUUUCAAUAUGGAAUUGCUACAUGUAUGAUAGGAUUGAUUAAUUAUAUGACUAAAAUUAAAGGGAUUAUUAAUAUUAUAAAUCUUGUUACGAUCAGUUUAUUUUUAUAUUUUUACAUCCCAGAAUUUUUAAUCAAUUGUUUAAUUUACUAUUUUUAA
Messenger RNA from Hepatospora eriocheir, 249 nucleotides. NCBI's taxonomy places the organism in Eukaryota, Fungi, Microsporidia, Hepatosporidae. The record is from the annotation of a GenBank genome assembly.